Molecule: messenger RNA, 3053 nt
Organism: Ruditapes philippinarum (Manila clam)
Lineage: Eukaryota; Metazoa; Mollusca; Bivalvia; Venerida; Veneridae
Product: calcium-activated chloride channel regulator 1-like
Exons: 13
Coding region: 274-2892 (872 amino acids)
Molecular function (GO): protein binding
Source: RefSeq, a predicted model, not a curated record
GCAAGUAUUCGCUCUCAUGGCGACUUUGGCACUUAGACCUGAUAGUAAACGCUUUAAUGGACUUCUGAUAACCGGAUGUACCCAGUUGUACCGCUAUUAUAAUAUUACAAUAACAGCAACAAAAACAUUUUAAUAAUUUUGUGUAAACAGUAUCUUGUAACAUUUGCUAAUCGGACAACGAUUAUUGUACAAAAAGUAUUAAAGUUCACGCGCUUGACUUGGCGAGACUUUGAUUUUUUUUUAUUUUCGGUUAAAACUUAAAUAAAAAAAGAAAUGAUUGCAAUGAACGUGAAAUCAUUUACAUUUGUUAUAUUAGUGUUAGGAUAUGUAAUAGAUUCGGAAGGUUUAAGUCGUCCAUCAACCAUGACUUUAGAAAACAAUGAAUACAAGAACGUUGUCAUAGCGAUACAUGAGAGCAUUCCUGAAGACAAGACUUUGAUCGACACGUUAAAGGACACCAUGACGAAGGCAUCCAAAUAUCUGUACACGGCCACGAGGGAACGUGCAUUUUUUAAGGAAAUAAAAAUUUUACUUCCCGCAACAUGGUCGAGGGACCCAAGGUACGUUACUGCUACGUCAGAAAAUUUAGCAUUUGCUGACGUCAUAAUUACAGAUCCAAUCAGAGGAAAGCGAAGUUUGCCACAGGCAAGAUCGUAUGACGGUUGUGGAAAACAAGGGGUCCAUGUACUGCUCAGCAAAGAAUUUCUGACAAUUCCUCGUGCAGAGCCUUAUUUCAACGACCCGGCAAAGUAUUUUAUCCACGCUUUUGCCCAAUUCCGCUGGGGUGUGUUUCAAGAAUACCCAGAAGAAGGUGAAAGCGAGUUUUAUAUAUCAGUGACAAAUGGGCGACCAGAGGCAAUCAGAUGUACCAUACAGCUUAGAGGACUGGUACAGAAAAAUGAUUCCGCCCACACUAUAUGUUACUUACCAUCUCAGGCACAGAACGCUCAUGUGGUGGCAUCCGUCGACAACGUGACAGGCUUGUAUGAACGCGAGUGUCUUUGGAGACCGUAUCCUACCAGACAGAGAACAAAAGCGUCUAUAAUGGAUCACCAAUACAUCACAAAUAUCGAAACAUUUUGCGACGACAACCAUACUGACUAUAUGACAGUGCACAAUUUUGAAGCUCCGAGUAAACACAACAGACUGUGUGGACACAGAAGCACGUGGGAUAUUAUUACACAAACAGAUGAUUUUAGAAAUGGAAGAAAUCCUCCUCAUGGUCGUCUAGACGCUCAACUAGAACCGACUUUUAUUGUAAUGAGAGCGCCUGGAAGAAAACGCAGGGCAGCCAUUUUGAUAGACCCUUCUUUGACGAAGCAGACUGACAUUCAUCUAACCAUCGGCCAUCUUAAGCAGGAAUCAUCCAUCCAUGAUAUAGAGAUAGUUCUAGUAAAACAUGUGGACGGCAGGAUAUCUCACCAGCAACUUCAAUCUGUUGAAAAUAUUGAAUCAUAUCUGAAACACCAUUCACCUACAUACAAAGUCAGUUUGACUGACCAAAUUACACAGACUGUACAGAUGAUGGAAGAAGAGGCAAAAGGAAAUGAUACACACUUUAUACUUGUCACGGACAAGGAAUCAUCUGAACUGAAGAAAAUGCUGACCGAGUCAAAACAGAACGGUUUAAAAUUCUCGGCAAUAUUAAACACCCAUAACCCCUUUGCUGGUAACCUAGACAAUCUUCAUACUGUAGGAAAGGAAGUUGGGCACACACUUUUGGACAGGUUAAGAAAUAUCAUCCUUGAAGAAACACCAAGAAAAAUAGUUAUUACCACGGAUUCAAUACAUCUGUCCAACAUGGUACCGGUUUCAAACUCUGUAUUGAUUGAUCAAACAUUGGUGAAUCACGUGACAUUCAUAUUUCACUAUGACGUAGAUCAGCCGAACAUAGAUCUCAGAUCACCGUCUGCUGUUAUUUACGGUGUGGAGGAUGACGUAUGUACUGUAGAUUAUGAUCUAAGAGUGAUUAGAUUCCAUCUGGAAUUCACAGAGGUAGGUACAUGGACAUAUACGGUGAUGCAAACAUCCCGGAGUUCUCAGAAUGUGCGUGUUACAGUAAUAUCAGAAGAAGAAAACAUAAAAAUAGAUCCAAUUGUGUUGAAACAUUCAGUAAAAACUGACAAAGAAUACGAGAACGUUAUUUUACUACAUGUUGAUGCAAUGCAAGGUUCGAGUCCAUUAACAGGUUUAACAGUUGUGGCCAAAAUAGAGACACCGGAGAUGAAAGUAGAACAUGUCACUUUACUGGACAAUGGAGCAGGAGUCGACAUUUCUAAGAAUGAUGGAAUAUAUUCACGUACAUUUAUUGCUCCAAGGAUCAAUGGAUCAUAUCACGUGACUUACAUGGUUACAAGUAACUCUACAGGAGACACACAGAAAGAAAAAGGUUACACAAAGAAGGAUAACACUCAUAGUCUAAUUGAGAGCAAUUUUCAGCGCCAAAUACCAGCUGGUACAGUACACAUCAGUCGUAUACGGAUAAACGAUAUGCAUGCCAAAGAUCGUGACGUCAUACCUCCUUCCAGGAUGACCGACUUGGAAGCAGUGACGUUUAUUCCAUAUAGGAACAGUAUUGUACUAAAAUGGACAACACCUGGUGAUGACUUUGAUCAUGGAAAACCUUCCGGCUACCACCUUUAUAUAGGAUAUGACAUCAAUAACGUACGCUCGUUCCUAAAAUAUAUUUCUUCCGGAAGUUAUGAUGGCACCGGACAUGUUGCAAAUGAGACGAUUGCUGCGAAAUCAAGCGCCACAGAGACUGAGAUCUUUUUGUGGAACGUCAAGAUGUUUGCUCGGACAUAUGUGUUCGCUGUGCGAGCGUUCGAUGACAGUGGUAACAUCGGGGAUAUUUCAAAUGUUGUUACCACGACAACUUCUUUAAGACCAUAGCGGUUUCGUGACUUCCUGUAAAAAAAGUUAUUUUUAGAUUUGUGUAUCUAUCACUUUUAGUAUGACCUCAUUGUUUUGAAUAUUAUUUCAUGUCUCAGGUUGGCGUUUCUAUGCUGUUAUUUUGAUUGAUAUUAUAAUUAAUUGCUCAGGUACAUGAAGUU